Messenger RNA from Akanthomyces muscarius, 927 nucleotides. RefSeq lists its product as uncharacterized. The transcript has 2 exons. NCBI's taxonomy places the organism in Eukaryota, Fungi, Ascomycota, Sordariomycetes, Hypocreales, Cordycipitaceae. The record is from RefSeq and is a predicted model, not a curated record. The coding region runs from base 1 to 927 and encodes 308 amino acids. Gene Ontology annotation, molecular function: acetyltransferase activity.
AUGUCCGUCUACAGCCCAGACCAGCUCGAGCGCUACUUUUCUUUCAUCUCCCUGGACAACUGGAAGACGCUGCUCGGUAGCAAUGUGCGCGGCUUCUUUGACGAGUUGAUCAAGUGUCAACUCGCGCGCAUCACGUAUAACACGCUGUCUCUGCACUAUUCGAUGGACAAGUCCGGCUCGCUGGAUAUGGACAUGCUGUUUGAUAAGAUGGUGGUCCGGGACCGUGGCGGCUACUGCUUCGAGCUCAACGUCUUUUUCCUGCAGAUGGUUCGCAGCUUGGGCUUUGAGGCCAUGGCUGUCGGGUGCCGCAUGCGCGACCAGAAGUCGACGAGCGCGGGCCUCGAUCGAUGGCGAACUACGAGCCACAUGGCCAUCGUUGUCUUCAUCAACGGCGAGCGCUUCCUCAUAGACAUCGGCUGUGGCGUGCAGAGCCCCGUGACGCCGCUGCUGCUGUGGUCCGGGCAGACGGCAACUGGACUUACGGGCCAGGAACUAAAGGUCGAAUUCAAGAAACUCGCGCCGAUGGCCAUGGGCAAGCCCGUUUGGAUCUACUCGAUGCGGUUUGGCGGCGAGGAUGGACUAUGGAAAGAAAUGUACGCGUUUGCCGACACUGAGUACCUGGCUUCGGACUUUGACGUGCUCAACUACUAUACGCUGCACGCGAGCCCCUUUACACGCCUGGUGGUGGUGCAGAGCUUCUUUUUCUCCCGCAUCUGCGACGGCGCCUCGGGGACCGUGUCGCUGGUCAAUGAUCGCGUCACGCAACACAUACGCGGCGGCGAGGAAGAGGUGGCAGCGCUGCAGAGCGAGAGAGAGCGUGUCGAGGCGUUCGAGAAGCACUUUGGGAUCCAAUUGUCGGAGGAGGAGAUGCAUGCGAUGAAGGAAUCUGCAUAUGCAUUGCCUGCUGGAACUUCAUUGUUGACGUAG